GAAAAAUAAUUUUGGUUUGCUUUCUUGAGAUGAAUCUAGUUGGAGGGUUGAUCUCUAAUGUUUUCCUAGGAAUACAAAUGUGAGCUAGCUAUCUUUGUGUCUUGAUCUUACUCUUUUUGAGUUUUAGUUGAAUUAGUUAUGAUUUAUUUGGAUUGAAUUGAACUUAAACACUUUUAGGGCAUUGAAUUGAGCAUAAAUAGAAUCAUUGAGUAUUGUCUAAACAUGUUUCCAUUUGAUUGAAUGUUCUAGGAGUUCGAGUCGUCACGUGGAUAGAGGUGAGUGAUUUAAUACCUAAACACAUGGUUUUGAAGUUGUUUUCCUUAUCGAGCUUAUUUGAACAUGUUUUAUAAAUUAUGCACUCCAUGGAUACCAAUGAAAGGUGGACCUAUUUGUGAAAUAUUUGCGAAUCUAUUUAAUGGCAAUCCCAACAUCCGGUCUUGCUAGGGGGCGGCUUAAUGGCUAGCAAGGGUGUUUGAGGUUGGUGUGUGUUUUGGGAUAAUGCGUAGACGUCUGGCUUAUCCACCACCGGGGACGCCCGGUAGUAUUUGAAUUUUGAAUAGCGGAAUGUGCAUUAUAUUUGGCUUAUGGAUUUGAGUUCUUAGUUUGAAAUUUUAUCAAAUUAUUUUGCAUUAUCCAUGGAAGGCAUGUGAGUUAAGUAUUAAUCAUUCACACGAGCUUUGGCUUAUGGAUUUUCUUUUCCACCUUUCAGGAAUCGACGCGUAGGGUGGGGUGGUGUGGUGUUUACUUUUGGGAUGUGUAUAUUUUUGGAAACUUGUAAAAGGAAGUUAUGCUUGUAGACACUUAGAUCUGUAUAUGGUUUGUUUAGCUUUUGAGUUUGCAAGUAAGCGCAGCUCUGAGAGGUUUACCUUUUGGUUUGUAAAACCUAUGUAAGAUUUUGGUUUGUUAUUAAUAAAAGUUGACUUUUGCUUCCGCUGUUAUGUUUUAGCCUCUUUUGAUUAUCACUUGUUUAGGUGAUAUUUGAUUUGUGAUUUGGCCUUAGUAAGAAAUCACUGGCAUUUGUCAUGAUUAAGACCUCAAGGGGCGGGUCAGGGUCGUGACAAAGUUUUUGGUAUCAGAGCAAUACGUAGGGACAAUGAGAUGCACGACUAGCAAUGGCUCACUCACGUACCCUCAGAGCUAUAGGACAAUUGAAAUCUAUGUGCUAAGUAAGUUAUAUCAAAUGUCUUGCUAUGUGAUUUCUGACGUGUUGAUACAUGAUUAGACAUGCAUAAUCUACAUGAUUGUUAUAUUAUUUGUACAAUGUGAAUUUCCCUUAUUUUGAAUUAGCAAAUGGAGAAUAAUGAUGUGCCAGAGAGAGUACAGCCUUCAUAGUCUUUGGUGGAUAGAAUGGAAAGGAUCGAACGGGUACUUAAGGGGUUACUUCACACAGUGAAUCAACAGGCUCAGAAUAAUCCAUUUAAGAGGCAGAACGUGAGAACAUCUAGAUGGAUUCAGGGUGAAAGUAGUAGUAAUAUUAGCGGGUUCCGGCCAUGUCCAAAAUGUAGAACGAUGCAUAGGGCUCAGUGUUAUAAGGAUACAAGAGCAUGCUUCAAAUGUGGUAAAAUGUGGCACUUAAUGAGGGAUUGUCCAAAGGUGUCAAGGGCAGGAUUUGUGAAAAGGUCAACAACUACAAUUAGUUCAAGAUCUACAUCAAAACCAACGGUUACUACCAAUUCGAGGCAGAGUUCGGGGACAAAAUUGGAUCCGGGAAAAAGGCAGGACAGUGUUCUUGCUUUGGUGCAAGAGGAACCUCAAAAUGUGAACUUGGGGGUGUCAGGCUGAAUGAAACAAAGUAUAAGGGAAAUAUAUCAUUAUGGACAUAUCAAUCUUACUUUGCUUGGGAUGAUCUUAUUCAAGUGAUCGAUGAUGGUUUACUAAAUCUAUUUAUUCUUUACUUAUUGAGAUGGAGCUCUGAGAUUUAUUUUCUUAAAAUUCUGUUCUAGCUAUGGGGUAUUGUGGGAAUUUCUCUAGAAUUCAGAACUAUUCUUUCCCCGCAAUCCAAUAAGCAGUCGAAGUAUACUACACAGGUUCUGAAAGUUGUCAGCCUAUCGUUGUGGUAGCUGAAUUUGUUUUGUAAUGCCUGACGUGCCAAUGAGUUAAGGCUGAACAUAAAAAUCCAGCAGGGUCGCUUCAACCGUUGUCUAUACCAGAAUGGGAAUGAGAUCAUAUCACAAUGGACAUUGUUAUGGGAUUGCCACGCACAAAGGAAGGUAAUGACACAAUAUGGGUGAUUAUUGAUCGAUUUUGACUAAGUCUGCAUAUCUUUUGGCCGUGAAUGUUUUUUUUUUUUUAACUGUAGAUCAAUUGGUUGUAUUGUACAUUAGAGAGAUUAUACGGUUUUAUGGCACAGCGGUAUCUAUCGUGUCGGAUCGGGAUUUGAAAUUUACUUCUUGUUUCUGGAGGAGUUUGUAAAAGGCUAUGGGCACAUAGUGGAGAUUCAAGACAAAAUUUUGUCUACAAACUGAUGGUUAGUCUAAAAGAGUGACUCUGGUUUUGGAAGAUAUGCUUCAAAUUUGUGAUUUGAAUUUUCAAGAAAAUUGGGAGAAAACUUAUCAUUGCUGGAAUUUGCAUGCAACAUUAGCUAUCAGGCAAGCAUAGGAAUGGCAUUGUACAAGACAAUAUAUGGAAGGAAAUGUCGAUCACCGAUAUGUUGGAAUGAUAU
This is a messenger RNA of Rhododendron vialii, 2662 nucleotides long. RefSeq lists its product as uncharacterized. Gene Ontology annotation, molecular function: nucleic acid binding; zinc ion binding. Bases 1348 to 1782 code for a protein of 144 amino acids. The record is from RefSeq and is a predicted model, not a curated record. The transcript is spliced from 2 exons. Lineage: Eukaryota; Viridiplantae; Streptophyta; Magnoliopsida; Ericales; Ericaceae.